Messenger RNA from Pyricularia pennisetigena, 186 nucleotides. RefSeq lists its product as uncharacterized. The coding region runs from base 1 to 186 and encodes 61 amino acids. The transcript has 2 exons. The record is from RefSeq and is a predicted model, not a curated record. Lineage: Eukaryota; Fungi; Ascomycota; Sordariomycetes; Magnaporthales; Pyriculariaceae.
AUGAAGUUCUUUGCCGUCGCCCUUCUUUUCGCCGCCUCAGUCUCCGCCGUGGCGGUCGACACCAACGUCUCUCCGCUUUUGCACAAGCCCGGUCGUCGUGGCGUCGAUUGUGGCGCCUGCGCGAGAUUGAACUACUGCAGCGGAAGUAAAAACGAGGAGUGUGACCUUGACGGAUGCUGCAAAUGA